Molecule: messenger RNA, 219 nt
Organism: Aphanomyces invadans
Lineage: Eukaryota; Oomycota; Saprolegniomycetes; Saprolegniales; Verrucalvaceae
Exons: 2
Coding region: 1-219 (72 amino acids)
Molecular function (GO): nucleic acid binding
Source: RefSeq, a predicted model, not a curated record
AUGUACGAGUAUGUACAUGUUAACGAAAAAUGGUUCUAUCUGACGAAGGUCAAACAUAAGCUCUACGUGUACGAAGACGAAGAAGUCGCCAAACGCGAAGUCAAGUCGAAUAGCCCUAUUACGAAAGUCAUGUUCCUCGCGGCGAUUGCAAGGCCAAGCUUCGACCACCACGCGAAGAAGACCUUUGACGGCAAGAGGAAUAUUCCAACGCCAUCGUAG